Messenger RNA from Schistosoma mattheei, 947 nucleotides. Lineage: Eukaryota; Metazoa; Platyhelminthes; Trematoda; Strigeidida; Schistosomatidae. The record is from the annotation of a GenBank genome assembly.
GUUGAUUUUGGCAAAGUUUUGAAACCUUUAACAGAUCAAGAAAAAAGAUGGCUGCUUGUGUAGAUGCAUACAGUACUGUGAGAAGUGACGAUGAGAAAAUAGUUGAUUCUGAUUCUAACAAUGGAGAUAUACAUAUAAAGACAUCUCUUUUUCAUGGGCCUGGAUGGUACGUACCAUCUGAACGGCACUGGGUAAACUACGACAAUUACUCCGCACUUCCAAGAAUGACGAACAGAGAUGCUAUAGAUUUCCAGUCAGAAAAAGAAUUCAUCAACUUCCUGAAAAAGCGUGACAUACCAAAUUAUAAGAAGAUCACUGCUUACUUUCCUUCUCAUCCUCCUUCUAUCAAGUCGCAAAUUUUUUGCCAGAUACCUUCCUUUCAAGCGAGAUUCAGGAGCCCUAAUGAAACUAACCCAAGUACUAUUCGGAGAGGUGUAGAUUAUUAUGAAUACUACCGAGAGAUACUUGAUGAAAUGAAGACAUCUGAUCGUAGAAAGUUGUUAUCUCCAGACAUUAUUGGUAACUCUUAUAUCAAACGUAGAAUGUUAUGAAUAAUGUGCUAAUCAUUUGAAUUAUCUGGUUCAAAAGAAUUACGUUAUAGUUGUUACUUUCAAACAAUGCAUAGAAUCAGAUGACAUCUGAAUUUAUUACUAUUCAGUUGAUUGUAAAGCCUUCAGUCUACACAUAAAUCAGUGAGAAAGCAAAUGCAAGUUGACGUAUCCAAGUCUAGGCGGGGGCUUUAUUUACAUAGAAAACCUAUUCUAUAUAUAUGCUUAUAUAUUAUAUAUACCUUUUAACUUGUAAUCAGUGUGCAAAAAUAUACUAAAUGUCGUUUUGUUUUCAUUAAAGAUAUACGACGACGUUCUUUCAAAAGAUAAAAUCUUUCAAAUGUUUUUAUAUGCAUUGUAUCAUUAUUUAGCCUACUAUAUUGUUCAUAAAAUUGAGUU